AUGGAUCAACAAUUCAGUUUUCAGAUGUUUGGAUCAGCAUUUGCAAAUUCUCCCCGAGAGUUUUCGUGCUUGAGCUCGAUUGAAAACGACCGGCACAAGAAACCAAAUGGCCGGAAGAACAAUAACGCUAGGAAGAAGAGUGGUAAGGAUUGGAGGAAAACGCUAAUCAUUAAGGGACAAUGGAAUUCUGAAGAAGACAGGUUGUUGAUGCAGUUGGUGAAGCAGUAUGGGGAUAGCAAAUGGUCCAGGAUUGCUGAAAAGCUUCCUGGAAGGAUUGCAAAGCAAUGUAGAGAUAGAUGGCAAAACCAUUUGCGGCCGGAUAUCACGGUAUCUCUUCCAACAUUUUUUCUUAACGUGUCUACAUACAUUCCAAUUGUCCCAUACCCCACCUCCAGGUGGGAUAUAUUAGACUCGUUUGGUUUGGUUUACGUUAGCAACAAGUCUUGAACUUGCAACCACUAAG
Cynara cardunculus var. scolymus (artichoke) is the source of this 463-nucleotide messenger RNA. RefSeq names its product transcription factor MYB98-like. Gene Ontology annotation, biological process: regulation of DNA-templated transcription. Bases 1 to 447 code for a protein of 148 amino acids. Gene Ontology annotation, molecular function: RNA polymerase II cis-regulatory region sequence-specific DNA binding; DNA-binding transcription factor activity, RNA polymerase II-specific. The record is from RefSeq and is a predicted model, not a curated record. The transcript is spliced from 2 exons. Lineage: Eukaryota; Viridiplantae; Streptophyta; Magnoliopsida; Asterales; Asteraceae. Gene Ontology annotation, cellular component: nucleus.